Molecule: messenger RNA, 1630 nt
Organism: Leptidea sinapis
Lineage: Eukaryota; Metazoa; Arthropoda; Insecta; Lepidoptera; Pieridae
Exons: 2
Coding region: 240-1427 (395 amino acids)
Source: RefSeq, a predicted model, not a curated record
UGUCAAACGUCAGUUGUCACCGAAUCGAAAGCAUUUUAAUUUUAAAUUGUUUUCAUAGUAUUUAUUGUUUUGUUUUGAUUUUCGAAAAUAGAAUAUUGUUAUAUUACACCUAUUCUAACGUAACCACCCAGUAAUAUUAAAAGUGUCAGUUAACUUAGCGAUUUUAUUAGUUUUAUAUUAUUAUUACAAGGGAACGAAAACUUUUAAAAAGUUAAGUUAAAAUUACUUUUAAAGUUAAAAUGAUAAGUGAAGAUCAAAUAUCAGAAGUUAUUCAAAUAAUUGCCACAAAUCUAAGAAUUAAAGAGUGGUCGUAUGAGAAACAAUCAUUUAAAAACAUUGCACAAAACUAUUUCGGCGUUCUUAUUCCAGUUUCAUUGUUCAAUUUAUCUAAUGAAGAUAAUGUUAAACUUGAACUUGUUUUGAAACUAGCCCCAACCAAUGAACAAUACCGUGUUAGUGGGGCUGUUACAACGAUGUUUCAAAAAGAAAUAUUUGUUUAUACAACUAUAAUGCCAACCUACCGCAAAUUUCAAAAUGAUAUAAAACACUUACAGUUUCUAAUACCAGAGUGCUAUCAUGUAUGUAAAGAAUAUUGUAAAGAAGUAAUUGUUAUGCAGAAUAUGUGUGCUGAUGGUUUUAUGCCAUUUGUUGAGAGCUUAGUACUAGAUUACAACCACAUACUUUUAUCUCUCAAAUGUUUAGCACAGUUCCAUGCCAUGUCCUUUAUUCUAAAAGAAACUGAACAUAGACUUUACAAAGAUAUAGAGGAAAUAUGUGUUCCAUUGUCAAGGCAAACUAAUAAAAGAUUUAUGGAUAUACUUAAGGAUAGAUUAAUGAAAGCUAUAAAUAACUUUUCAAAGAGCCAGUAUGUACAAUUGUUUAAUUAUUUAUUUGAAAACUGUGAGCAACUGGUAGAAGAUACAUUUAAAAAUGUGAAUGGCUUAUGCCUUUGUCAUGGAGAUGUCUGGAAGGAGAAUUUUCUGUAUAAAUAUCUAAAGGAUGAACCUAUAUCAGCAUGCUUAAUAGAUUAUCAAACAGUGAGAUUGUCAAGUCCAGCAUAUGAUGUACUAUAUUUAAUUGUUUCAAGUACCACAUCAGAAUUAAGACACAGAUACUAUCCACAGCUAUUGAAUAUAUACUACGAAACAUUUGAAGAAAUACUUAAUGAAGCACAGUUGAAUGUUGGAACGCUGUAUUCCAGGGCAAUGUUUAAUGAGGAUUUAAGUAGUGUGGCACCAGCUUGCCUCAUAAUUGCUAAUACAGCAAUUUGGUUAUCAAGUGGGCUACAAGAAGAAGGACAUGUUCGUAGCAAAGUCCAAUUGAAUACUGAUUUUGAAAAAAAAAUGGCAGCGGAGCAUUAUGAAGAUAGAUUAACAAGAAUUAUAGAAGAUCUAAAGAGCUAUGAGUAUUUAAAUUUUAGUUGUUAAAUGAAAGUUUUAUAAUAAUUAUAAGUAACUAACCCUUCAGAUGUUGUUCUGUACAUAAUAAAAUACAAUUUUAUGAAUUUGUCAACAAUAUUUCAUUACAUCACAAAUUAUUUCGUAAAAUAUGCUCCCUGUUGUUAUAAUGAAAUUGUUUCACAGCUGAACUGUCAAACCCCACAUGUCAAUAAAUUUUCUCAUAGAAAAUA